UUUAGUUUGGAAUAUAAAGGUGAUUUGUAUUUUUAGCACACAGGCGAUAUUCUUUUUAUAGCUUUUCCGGAGCAGUUCCGGACUUAUCGUAAUAUUAGAUUGCACAACAAAAUGACAACAAACAUGGCGAGCGGCGAAGCACAUGGAGGUGGAAACGUUUUGGAAAAUUUCAAAGAUAACCUCGACAUUGUCAUCACACAAAUUAAGGAUGGUGAAACUGAACGAGAAACUGAUGAUGAUUUUGAAGCAAAGCAGAGUGAAUACUGGACCAAAGUGGGAUCAGUGUUCAAGUCCCUGUCCCAUGAAGCCACCAAAUUAUCAUUAGCAUUUUCAUCUCCUCCACUCCCAGACCAAAAGACUUGUAAGUCACUGGUGGAAAUGUGUGAGAGAGCAACAUUGGGCCUAGUCUCCCUGUUCUACAGCCUUCCCAAAUCUCAGGGUUUGU
Pecten maximus is the source of this 445-nucleotide messenger RNA. Its product is annotated as cyclin-D1-binding protein 1 homolog. Lineage: Eukaryota; Metazoa; Mollusca; Bivalvia; Pectinida; Pectinidae. Gene Ontology annotation, cellular component: nucleus. The record is from RefSeq and is a predicted model, not a curated record. Gene Ontology annotation, biological process: regulation of cell cycle. The annotation marks the transcript as partial. The transcript has 5 exons.